Molecule: messenger RNA, 6694 nt
Organism: Linepithema humile (Argentine ant)
Lineage: Eukaryota; Metazoa; Arthropoda; Insecta; Hymenoptera; Formicidae
Product: HEAT repeat-containing protein 5B
Biological process (GO): retrograde transport, endosome to Golgi; intracellular protein localization; endocytosis
Cellular component (GO): Golgi apparatus; membrane; endocytic vesicle
Source: RefSeq, a predicted model, not a curated record
AAAUCAUCAAUUUCCGGUUUCACGUUCUUUGCUUUAAAAGAACUCUAGUGAAUGUUAGUCUAUUUAUAUAUGAGUUGGACCUAACCUUGCGCUAAUUUGUCAUCUACAUGGAAAGAACCGUUCGUGCAAUAAUAAUUCACAGUGCAGUAUUUAUAGAUAAUACGCCCUGGAUAAUGUCUUUAUCGCGGCGCGAAAUGUCACCAUCGUCCCGUACAUAAGAAUUUUCACGAACGCAGCUCGUCGCGCCAUUUCACGUGAGCGCACGAUGAAGUGUCAUUCUGUGAAAAAUAUUCGUGUGCCAUAAAAUAAUAUCUCUAUCCACCGAAUGAUUACAUUUAGAUUGCUGCUUCCUGCGGUGAGAAGUGAGUGAUAUUUAAGAAUAAUUUAUAUGUGUAUACCUACUUAAAACAAUGAUGGAGUUGAGCCAUAGUCUUACCCUCAAUGAGGAUGCGCUUAAUCAAAUACCGGAGGCGAAACGACCGGUCUUUAUUUUCGAAUGGUUGCGUUUCCUGGACAAAGUUUUGGUUGCUGCACAAAAGAAUGAUAUUAAGGGAUGUCAGCAAAAGUUAGUUGAGCAGUUGACCAGACAUAUGCAGGGUGCUCCUGGUCCACCCACGCGGCGUCUUAUAGCGAGAUGUCUCGCUACUUUAUUCAGUGUUGGUGAUACAUUCUUGCUCUUCGACACUGUCAACAAAUGCAAUGAUAUCUUGAGGAAUAAAGAUGAUUCACCAAGCUUUUUACCCACAAAAUUAGCUGCUAUUUGCUGUGUGGGAUGUAUGUAUGAGAAGUUGGGAAGAAUGAUGGGCAGGUCAUAUGAGGAGACUGUGCAGAUUCUAAUCAAGUCUUUACGCUCUGCUGAGUCACAAACACGGAUAGAAAUCAUGCACACAUUGGAAAAAGUAUGCGCUGGCAUGGGAUCAGCAAUAACUAAUGUACACAAGGAGAUAUACAAAGUUUCCAGGCAUUAUUUAACAGACAGAGUAAUGGCGGUGAGAUGUGCCGCCGCCAAGUGCUUGUUGGAAAUGUUAAAUCACGCUCCGUUCUUAUAUACUACUGAAAUUGAAAGCGUUGCGACAUUGUGCUUCCGAGCAUUUGAGGGCUCAAAUUACGAAGUAAGAUGCUCUGUCGCUAAACUACUGGGCACUUUAGUAGCAAUGACGCAGCUUCCGUCUCCCAAAAUUAAGAAUCUUAUAGUCUCGCACAACAAAGGUGUUAAACAAACAUCGCUCGAGGAGGUGUUAAAUAUUCUCAUGUCUGGAUUUUUGAGAGGCGGCGUCGGGUUUCUGAAAGGAACGGGUGAGAUAAUAAAAGGAAGCUCCAGCGUGAAUAGAGAAGUGCGAGUUGGUGUGACACACGCGUACGUGGUGUUCGUUCAAAUGUUGGGCGGCACGUGGCUGGAACGCAAUGUCGGCACAUUAAUCGCGCAUGUUUUAGACCUGGUCACGAAUCCAAAAGCCGCCAGCUCGCACGUCGAAGCGGUGUACUCGCGCAAAUGCGUGAACUUUAUAUUGCGCGGCACCGUCGGCAAACUGCUAGGCGAAGGCGCUCAGGCCGCCGCUUGCAAGGAGAUAGCGCAUAUUAUUCUGAAGCAGAUGAAUUCCAUCGAUUUCAGCCCGGAAAACGCCAAGGAUUGCAAUCAGGAGACGUUGUUCAGUCAACAUUUAUUGGUGUGCGCUUUGCAAGAAAUGGGCAGUUUAAUUCUGGGUUUGGGCACCACGGCCACAAAUUUGUUAUCCGAUCAAUCUCUGAGUUUAAUCGACACCAUAAUGGCCGUCUUGGUGCAUCCAUGUCAAGCGGCUAGACUGGCGGCUUCCUGGUGUUUACGAUGCAUCUGCGUGGCAGUACCGAGUCAGAUAACGCCGUUGAUCGACCGCUGCGUCGAUGGAAUCGAAAACAUGCGCAGCUCACCGGAAGCUAUAGCCGGUUAUAGCAGCGCUCUUGCCGCGGUACUAGGAAGCGUUCGUCUGUCACCUUUGGGAGUUCCUCACACUAAGGGAAAGAUAAUUUUCAAUACUGCGGAAGAACUUUUAAGAAGCGCAAGUCAAAACAGUCGAUUGUCUUUAAAUCGCACGCACGCAGGAUGGCUCUUGAUAGGAGCGAUAAUGACUUUAGGCACAGCAGUGGUGAAGGGCUUGUUGCCGAGAAUGUUACUUUUGUGGAGAAACUCCUUCCCGCGUUCGACCAAGGAACUCGAAAGCGAGAAGGCGCGCGGCGAUGCUUUCACAUGGCAAGUGACUCUGGAAGGACGUGCCGGUGCGCUGUCGGCUAUGUACAGCUUCUUGUUACACUGUCCGGAGCUUCUGAACGACGAUAUUACGCGGCGACUGCUUACGCCGGUCGAAUCCGCUCUGGCAAUGCUGACAAGUUUGUCACCCGUUUUGAAAAAUUACGGCCAACAGUUGAAGGCUCCCGCGGCUAUGGUGCGUUUGCGCUUGUAUGAAACGUUAUUGCUAUUGCCACCGCAAACUUUCGAAGGUUCUUACACGUAUCUUCUAAGAAUGCUGGUGUCGGAGUUCACGCUGACAGAUAAUCCUGGAAACACGACUACUUCCUUGUUGCGCGUAGUUUGCCACGCAAACGAUUCUGUGAUCCUCGGUACUUGGCUGCAGGAGACUGAUCAUCGCACAAUAGAAGAUCAAAUGGAACCGAACAGAAGGGCAGAUUUGGAACAUCUCCAACCAAACAGUGCUGCAGGAUCCGGAGCAUUGGAACAUAAUACAUGCUGUCUUUACAGACCAAUAUCAAAUAUCGAGAUAAUUCCUGGUCCUUUGCCGUUGGGCGUAGCGGUAAUCGACUUAUCAGUCAUGUUAUUUGGUCAAAUAUUCCCGCGUGUAGCGAAUAAGCACAGAUUGCAGAUGCUGGAUCAUUUCAGUGAAUGCAUAAAACACACCAAGUCCGGUAGACAAGAGGCGAUACAGAUGAAUGUAUUCACGGCUGUGUUAAGCGGUUUAAAGGGACUCAACGAGGCGAAAAUGGGCUUCGGGCAAGAAGACGUCAAGAAGUCCGCCACUAAUCUUAUCAUCAGCACACUGGUCAGCGGCAAUCCUAUUCUGCGAUGGGCAGCGGGCGAAGCGGUCGGCAGAAUGGCUCAAGUGAUCUCCGAUCCCAAGUUCACCGCGGAAUUGGCGCAGACCAGUUUCGAUCGUCUGAAAUCGGCUCGCGACGUCGUCAGCAGAACCGGCCACUCGCUGGCGUUGGGCUGCCUUCAUAAGUACGUCGGCGGAAUGGGCUCGAGUCAACAUCUUAACACCAGCGUCAGCAUCUUACUUGCGCUCGCGCAGGAUAAUUCGUCUCCUGUAGUACAAGUUUGGGCACUGCAUGCUCUGUCUCUGAUAGCUGACUCCGGCGGACCAAUGUUCAGAGGAUACGUGGAACCUACGCUGUCCUUAGCGCUGACUCUCCUUCUCAAUGUUCCUCACUCUUACAUCGAUGUGCACCAGUGCAUCGGGAAAGUUUUAUCGGCGCUUAUCACGACGAUAGGACCAGAAUUGCAAGGCAAUACGUCGACGAUUUGUAUGGCGCGGUCGUCAUUUUUGUGCGCGUGUGCCAUUAUGCAAGAUCAUCAGGAUCCGCUCGUUCAAGCCGAGGCAACCGGCUGUCUUCAGCAGUUACAUCUCUUCGCACCCAGACACGUCAAUUUAUCUUCUCUCGUUCCUACAUUAUGCCGUACUUUGUCGAGCAAUCACUUGCUUCUGCGUAAAGCUGCAAUAUCGUGCCUCCGGCAACUCGCUCAGCGCGAAGCGAAGGAGGUGUGCGAGCACGCGAUGACGCUGGCGAAUGAAAGCAGGGACACUAACGUGGUGGAGGGUCUCGUUAUUACAGAGACCGGUCUUCCGGGCGUGCUGUUCAGUAUGCUGGAUACGGAAACCGAUAGUAAACUAAUCAAAGAUAUCCACGAUACUUUGACGAGCAUGCUUCAAAUACUAGCGGACAACAAUCUGUCGCAAUGGUUGUCAUUGUGUAAAGACGUCCUCACGAUAGCUUCGGAAUCGAGCACAAUCGAGGAGGGCAACGCGGCAAAUGUGGAGGACAGCGCCGCCGAUAAUGAAUCGGCGGACGCCGAAGGGGAUGACGAUCAGGCUGAGUUCCAUGCCGACGAAUCCACGAAGCAGCGGCCGUCCGUCACACCGCGAUGGCCGACCAGAGUCUUCGCGGCGCAGUGCGUCAGGCGCAUCGUCGCGGCCUGCGUAAAUAAUAAGCAGGCGCAUUUUGAUCUCGCCUUGGCCAAGGAGAUGCAGCUGUCGAAGGGGAAAGGAGAUUUUCUGGUGCUGCAUCUGUCGGACUUGGUGCGCAUGGCGUUUAUGGCUGCGACGAGCGAUUGCGAUCCAUUGCGGCUCGAGGGUCUCAAAACUUUGCAAGAGAUCAUCGACAAAUUCGCCAAAGUUCCCGAACCAGAGUUUCCCGGGCAUCUGUUGCUUGAGCAGUUCCAGGCACAAGUUGGAGCUGCUCUAAGACCGGCAUUCUCCGCGGAAACACCGUCGCACGUCACAGCCGCGGCUUGCGAGGCUUGCAGCGCGUGGAUCGGCAGCGGCGUCGCUAGGGACCUCAACGAUCUACGAAGGGUGCAUCAGCUGCUCGUGUCGUCUCUAGAGAAAUUGAGGGAAGGUAAUACUCGGCCACAGCUCUACAACGAGAGCUUGUCGACGCUGGAGAGAUUGGCGAUCCUAAAAGCGUGGGCAGAGGUGUACGUAGUCGCAAUGAUAAGAGAUGGAUCCGCACUGAACAGCAAAGACACGGCUAAUCGAAAUGUGAAUCAAGCCGACGAGGCUAAUGAGGAGGAUUUUGGGGAGUUUGAGUUUCAAAGCGAAAGUUUGCUGAGUCUCGUCCAGCCGGAGCUUUUGAGUCUGAGUCAACAUUGGCUGUCUGCGUUGAGAGACCACGCGUUGCUUUCUUUGCCGCCAGAAUUCUCCAGCCAGCUGCCGCACGACGGCGGUGCGUUUUACACGACAGACACCAUGGAAUCCGCGCGUCCUCACUACGUAGAAUCGUGGGCGCCGAUUCUCCACGCCGCGACUCUCUGGCUCAACGCGCGGGGAUUUGAAAUUGGAGACAGUAGCCAGGAGAGAGCGGCGGCGAAUGCUACAAACAACAACAAUCACAGCAACAACAACAACAACAAUGAUGAAGCCGCAACUUCUACCACCAACACGAACAUCGAACGUUUCCAUUUGUUGUUCGGUAUAUGCAUGGAAGCUUUGUGCAGUCCUCGCUCUUCCGAAUCGCCGCAGAAUAUAGAGACGUGUUUAAAUGCUUUGUACACGCUACUCGAUUCAACAUGGGCGCGCAAAGUCUUCAUCGCGGAUCGUUCCUUGCCCAUCGAGUUGUGCAAUGUUCUGCAUAGAUUGCUUUUAACGCGGGAGAGUUACGUCAUUCAGAUGAUAGCGAUGGAGGUGCUGAAGCAAGUGAUGAAAGCAGCGCAAGAAGAUCUUGUUGCGAGGAAAAAAUUGAAGCUCAAAGAUGACGCAUCGGCACACCAAGAGAGCAACGAAACGUCGGAGCUGGAUCUGCUAGGCGAAGGAGAGGAAAGCGGCGAGCUCACGCCGGGCAAAUCGUUAGUAUUCGCUAUCCUAGAAGUAUGCUUGUGUCUUCUGGUGCGGCAGAUACCGGCGUUGAAUCCGAAUCCCGGCAGUGCGACUGCCAUUUUAUCGCAGAAGGGAUACGUACCGUCUGAGGAAAGCGGCAAGCUGAUCGCGCUGUCUCUUAAUAUAAUGGAAUCUCUUCCCACUUUGUGCUCUCCGCAAGGCGCGGUAGCGAUUCUCCCGACGUUGCUGUAUCUAGCAACGGGCGUGAUACGGGAAACCGCGGUGCGUGCGGACAACGAUACCAAACCGAGUUCGGAGGCGCCGGUCCAUGCCGCGUUGCACUGCGUCAAGAGUCUUACGAAUAUCAAGUACGCUCGAGAUCAUAGGAGUCGCGAGCAAUGGACAGGAUUACUGCGCAGCGCACUUGCCAAAAUCAUCGAUCUGGCCAAAACAGGAAAUGAUGAAACCAAGAUGGAUGAAGUAGCUAUGAUGCUGGGUAUCGCGGUAUUCGUGCUUCACGCAUCGCCCGAAGUAGUGAGCGCUCCGAAUCUUCAAUUCCCGUGCAUUAAUCACUUCCGACAUGCGUUCCAGUCUGAAAACCUGACGGUGAGGCUGAAAUGCGUGCAAACGUUAAAAACGAUAUUUUUGCAUCCGGAGCGCAACAUAAGUACUCCGUACAUUCACGCGCUCGCGCCACGACUGGUGGAAUACCUGUACAGCGACAGCAGCAAGCAGGUGACAAGCGACAUGGAACUAACCUUCACAUUAGAAUGCAUCAGCACGGUGGAAGCUCUCAUAGGACUCGCCGAUCUUCCUAACCGAGAUCUGUUGCAAGGUAUCCAAAUGCUGACUUUGCUCGUGCCGAUCUUGAUCAACUACUUGCUGGAGGAAGACGAGCUUCAGCGCGCUACUAAAUAUCAAGCGAACCUGCAUCAACAGAGUUUUCAAUGGCUCAACAAAAUCGGGCCGAAAUAUCCGCAGGAAUUCAAGACGCUGAUGUCACAAACGGCCGAGCUGAAAACCAAAUUGGAGAACGCCGUGAGAUCCAGUCAUCAGCAGGCGCAGCGACAUACUCGAUCGGAUUCUGUAAAACCGCAGAUCAAGAUAUCUGCGCCGUCAAUCAAAUUGAAGACCGACUUCUCCAAUUUCAACUAAGAGAGAUGGUGCAUCGU